AUGCUUCUAAUUGACCUAGUUGAGCAGCUCAAAGGUCAUGCAGUGCUUCAAGAGAUCUCCCUCAGUGCCCUUACGACAUUCGCGCGACUUACAUCUCAUCUUAAGCGCGAUGUUCUCCAGCCACAAAGCAUCUGUCAAAGUGACCCUGAACACGCACCUGAUAAGCUUCCCGCCAGCAUCUCUAGUUUCCUCAGCGACGCACCGCGAAUUCCCGAACAACACAUCCAUGACUACUGGAGUCUUCUCAAGGACUAUAUCUGGAACAUGCCUACUACAGCACUUUCUAGUGAGGACUAUACGCUGUUCAAAGAGCAUGGAUGGGUUUAUGGCAUUAGUAAUAUGGUGCUUGACCAGAAUCUUGCAGUGGCGCUGACUCUAUACCCGCCUAAUAUUGUAUGCACCAACCCUGACUGCGCAAAUAUUGUUCCCUUGAAGAAAGAGGAGCAACGCAAAGCAGUCGUUUAUACUUUAUCAAAUGGUGUCCAACUCGCAUGGAAUGUACAUGUAUAUUGUCCAAAGUGCCAAACAAAUUAUCACAACAAUUUCAGUGUCCAGGAUGGUGUCCGAACCUACUACAUGGUAUGUGGAAGUGAAGGUAGUGAGAAUGUGGAUUGCGCAAAUGCUUCUCGGAUGUACUCAAGGUUUUCGGCUACCAAUGCUGCUCGGCUUUAUGAUCUGGCCCUGUCAGAGAAUCUCACGUACCUUGAUGGAUGGUCACUUGGCGGCCAGCUUACAACAAAGCACAUAUGGGAUGGUUUUAGUUUAGUGUCUUUGCUUGACGACCAUCAAACACAAGGAACACUCCUUCGUGUACCUCACACAGGCUCUCAGAGUGACCGCUUCAAGGCUGCAAUGGAGGAAAGAAAUAAGCAGAUUAUUAUGGAAGGGCAGCCUGAUGCUGUUCGUCAUACCUGCAAAAAAUGCAUGCGCAUUUACAAAAUGGAGGAUGGGGAAUUCAGGUUAACAGAAUUAAUCAAUCAACAGGGAAAGUUCAGGCCAUUGUUGCGGAUGGCAUCAGUAUUGGCCGCCCCUGCUGUGGAAUCUUUCAAUGCACUGAGCCACUUCAAAACAACCAACACCGAUUUUGUGCCACACAUUUCGGCCAUCCUUCCGGUUGAACUUAUACCAAAGAAGUUGAGGACGUGUGCAGACCCUAUUCACCAAGAGAUUGAGAGAAAGAAGAAGGCGCGUGGAAAUGCUGCAUUUGUUCUGAAGGACUGUUGGAAAAAUGCCCAAGUGCUUUAUGGUGAAGAAACUCCAGUUGCUGUGACUGGGGAGCACAUAGAUGUUGAGGAUGAAGUUGAAUGGUUUGAGGUAAAUGGCACAGCGGUUGAAAUCUUUAACGAGCAGAACCCUGGAUUGGUCGGCGUCGUUGAGGAUCUUGAUCCUUGCUCAAAAAAAUCAUUGGACGGCAACCGCAAACUCAAAACGCAGCUCUCGAGAAGGAGAACACACAAUGAAGAGACCCUUGUGCGACCCUGUGGCAUAAUAUUUGCGCGCGCAACCAUGUUUGGAGCAGAAGCCGUGUCAAAUUUUCUGAUAAUGCUCAAGAACACAUUUUCCAUCCCAGGAGCAAGCAAGCCUGAACACAUAUUUUACGAUACAAAUUGUGAUGCGAAACAACAGGCAGACGCAUCAGGCGAUCCAUGGUUUCAAGACGUGGGCAUGUGCGUCGACGUCUGGCAUUUCCUGAACAAACACAAGGUGACGCAUGAGUUCUGCCAACUAAAUUGCAACCCAGCGAUGUACCCUGAGCUACAGGAUGAUGACGGGAACUGGUUUUUCAACAUGUCAGUUGCAGAGCAGACAAAUGCAUGGCUUGGCGGAUACAGCUCAAUCAUCAGAGAGAUGCUCCCUGACAAGUAUGAUUUUUUCCUUGACGAAAUGAUCAGGCUCCAUAAUGCCGAAGUGCUCCAGAGAGUCCAAGACAAGUGGAACGGCCAGCAGGCAUAUGUCCACCGGCUACAGCCUCCUCACGGUGAUCCUCAGAGGCGGCCUUCCAUCGGGUGCCAAUUGCCAGGCCAAUUUGAAGUUGACUUAUGUGAGGAUGUCAAGAUGGGGGAAGGAAUUGAGGAGGGGUUUGAUGGUACUGGUGGAGAGGAGGGGCUUGUGAGAGCAAAGGAUGAUGAUGAUGAGGGUCCUUGGGACACAGAGGAUGUCCAGAGGGAUGAGGGGGAUGUGGAUGACGUUAUGGGAGAAUCAGGAAUUGUGACGACGGGAAUCAUGAGGGGAGUGAGACUAGGGAGGUGUCGCUUUCAUGCCGAAGCCUUGGGGAUGUUGUAG
Messenger RNA from Laccaria bicolor S238N-H82, 2283 nucleotides. RefSeq lists its product as uncharacterized. Lineage: Eukaryota; Fungi; Basidiomycota; Agaricomycetes; Agaricales; Hydnangiaceae. The record is from RefSeq and is a predicted model, not a curated record. Bases 1 to 2283 code for a protein of 760 amino acids. The transcript is spliced from 11 exons.